AAUAAAAUCUGGUUACCAUGCAAACACGUUCUAAAAAAUCUACUCUCAAUUCCAAAAUCCACUGCUUUAAUUCGGAGUAACAAAUACCGCCAUUGCCGCCGGCAACUCUCCGGCGAGUUCUAUCUUCGCCGGUAAUUCUCCGAUUAUCUUUUUCCCCUCUCAGCGCGUCAUAUCAAUUCCAUGUUUUCCAUUCCUUUCCCCAUCAAUUUGCUGUUCUAAUUCUCAGAUCAGAAACGACAAGCUUGCCUUUUCACAAUUAUUUUAGGUUUAUGUCUUUUUCAUCACCGAGCUGAAUGUACUCAAUUUUUGCGUGCUUCAAUUCCCACUUGUAAUUAUACUGCUUCAAUAAUUUCAACAACAACAAAAAAGUGAUAAGAAAAAAAAAAUGAAAUUAGCUUUUUCCAAAUUUCCAAAUCUACUACAACUGACACUGACUCAACUUGAGAGUGUUUAAUUGAAGAUAUUUUCUCACCCGAAAUUUUGUUUUUCAUGCUUUUGUUGUUUCUCCAAUUCAAAUGGUAAUGUGAAUGUUUUGUUUUGUGAUGAUUACAAAUAACUGAUCUGAAAUUUUGGAUUGAUUGAGAUUCUGUUGCCACUUUGACUUGGCCAAGAAGGGUUGAUAAAAUGGUUUGGUUUUCCAGUAAACUGUUAUUGGGGCAUGAAAAAUGUGAAAGCUACCUUAUUUUUAGUGGAGAAACUGAUCUUGGGAAUACUUUUCGGAUUUUUUUAUAUUUUCUUGGCCUUGCUUAUUGUUUCAUUGGAUUAUCGGCUAUAACCGGUCGCUUCUUUAAAUCGAUGGAAAACGUGGUCAAGCACACAAGGGAAGUAGUGGUGAUAGAUCCAGUUACUAAAACUGAAAUCAUUAAACAUGAAAAAGUUUGGAAUUAUACAAUUGCAGAUAUUAGCCUGUUGGCCUUUGGAACCAGUUUUCCUCAGAUAUCAUUAGCUACUAUUGAUGCUAUACAAAAUUUGGGGAAUCGGUAUGCUGGAGGUUUGGGACCUGGAACACUCGUUGGUUCUGCUGCAUUUGACCUCUUCCCCAUCCACGCCGUUUGUGUAGUAAUUCCAAAAGCAGGAGAGUUGAAAAAGAUUGCUGAUCUAGGUGUAUGGAUAGUGGAGCUAUUUUGGUCAUUUUGGGCUUACUUUUGGUUAUACAUAAUUUUGGAGGUAUGGACUCCAAACGUGAUAACUCUAUGGGAGGCCUUGUUUACAGUACUUCAGUACGGAUUACUGUUGAUUCAUGCUUAUGCUCAAGAUAAACGUUGGCCCUAUAUUUCUCUACCUAUUGCAAGAGAUGAGAGGCCAGAGGAUUGGGUACCGGAAGAGACUCCUAAACAAGAGUCCCAUGACAAAGUGGAGUGCUCUGAGAUAAUUCAUUUUAAUGAAGAGAACAGUGACACUGUUGAUAUUUUUUCCAUUCAUUCAGAAAACCACAGAGAUAGAUUGUAUGUAAGAGUACCUCAAAUAGAUGAUGCAGAAAAUUCUGAUAGAGAUAUGGAAGCAAGGCCUGAGGAUACCUGCUUGCUUACAAUUUGGAGACGACAAUUUGUCGAUGCACUGACGGUGGAGAGCCAAGAAUCUAAAAAGAUGAACAAUAUCUAUAUCCGCAUAGCUCGGAUUUUCUGGCAGUUGUUGCUUUUACCAUGGAGAUUUCUGUUUGCUUUUGUUCCCCCAUGCCAUAUUGCUCAUGGAUGGAUUUCUUUCAUUUGCUCUCUGCUUUUCAUCAGUGGAAUAGCUUACAUUGUGACUAAGAUAACAGAUCUUAUAAGCUGUGUCACAGGAAUAAAUGCUUAUGUCAUAGCAUUUACAGCACUAGCUAGUGGAACCUCAUGGCCCGAUUUAGUGGCGAGCAAGAUUGCUGCUGAACGUCAAAAAACAGCAGACUCUGCUAUUGCAAACAUCACUUGCAGCAAUUCAGUGAAUAUAUAUGUUGGCAUUGGUGUUCCAUGGCUUAUUGAUACUUUGUACAACUUCAUAGCAUAUAGAGAACCUCUCCGAAUCCAAGAUGCAGGGGGACUUAGCUUUUCAUUGAUUGUUUUCUUCUCCACUUCAGUUGGAUGUAUCUCAGUUUUGGUUGUUAGGCGCCUAGUUUUUGGUGCAGAGCUUGGAGGACCAAGGCUUUGGGCAUGGAUUACCUGUGCUUUUUUCAUGUUGCUGUGGAUUAUUUUUGUCGUACUAUCUUCACUUAAGGUUUCAGGAUUCAUUUAGAAUUGUAUUACACAGAUCCUUAUCCUUUGCUCAUUAUUGCAUUAUGUAUUUAUGUUUCCCGGGUGCCCUCUACAGUAAUCAUUACUCUUCCUUCUUCCUUCAUGUACUGUCAUACCGCUUCCUUAGCUUUUUGAAUUUUUUUCCUUUUAUUUUGAUGUAGAUAUUACAUACCCAUAUAGACAUAUAUAUUUUUGUUGGAGUUUUUCUUUUAAAGGAAUUAUACACUUAACUUAUGGUGCA
Cicer arietinum (chickpea) is the source of this 2448-nucleotide messenger RNA. RefSeq names its product magnesium/proton exchanger. NCBI's taxonomy places the organism in Eukaryota, Viridiplantae, Streptophyta, Magnoliopsida, Fabales, Fabaceae. Gene Ontology annotation, cellular component: membrane. Gene Ontology annotation, biological process: transmembrane transport; metal ion transport. The record is from RefSeq and is a predicted model, not a curated record.